UCCCCGCCCCGGGGCGGCGCCCGAGUCGGCGGCCUCGCGGCUGGGGCUGCCCGGCCUCCCCGCGCCCCGAGCGCCGCCGCCGUCGCCAUGUCUUCCGGGGCCAGCGUGAGCGCCCUGCAGCGCCUGGUGGAGCAGCUCAAGCUGGAGGCGGCCGUGGAGAGGAUCAAGGUCUCGCAGGCCGCGGCCGAGCUUCAGCAGUACUGCAUGCAGAAUGCCUGCAAGGAUGCCCUGCUGGUCGGUGUUCCGACUGGCAGUAAUCCCUUCCGGGAACCCAGAUCCUGUGCUUUACUCUGAGGACAGAAGGGAAGUUCGCUGAGGAAUGCUUUCCAGUGCAGAUUAACGAAUGACUGCCUCCAAGUCUCAGAAAACACUUUUCUCUAAUUAAUGACCUUUAGAUGUUUCAGACCUUUUCUGUGACCUAGAUCCUAUAGCCAAUAUUCUAUAGAAAUUUGAUUUUCUGGUCAAUAAGAAAACCAAGUAAAAUAGUAGAUUUAAAUAAUAACCACCAAAUUUUGCUUUCUUUUGGGCAAGUACUCUGUACUUAAGACAAAUACAUCACCAAAUACAUUCCAAAAUGUACCUUCUUCAUAAGUAAGUUACUGUGAUUAUAUGCCUAGAAUAUUACAUGUUUUAUUUACUGUAUGUUUACACUUUUGAGAAACACUUGUUUAUUAAAAACUGUUUAUUUAUAAUUUGUUGUUCCGUGAAUAAGAUUUUUGUAUCAUGACAAAAUUUGUUCUUUUCUAAGUGAAUUUACAACUUAUAAAUGACAUAAAAUUGGGAGAAAUAGAUUUCAAUAGUCAAAUAAUGUUUUGAACUUUCUUAAUGAGAAAACUGUUAAUUUUAACACUAUAUGAAACUGUUUCUUAGUAAACAUUCUUAGAAAGGCUGAUGGUGUGUAUAACAUCACCCAUCCUGUAUAUGAAGCAUAUUUGAUAUUUGCCUUUUUUAAGUUCCUCUACUUUGUAGUUGUGGUUAUCCUUCAGAAAAUGAAAAACUAGUAUUUUGUAUCUUUUAAAAAAUGUUUAAAAUGUGACCUAGAGGACAUUGCCAGCAAUUUAAAACAAAGUAAAAUGAAGAUACCACAACAAAAAUACAUUCUUGAUAUCACAAGUGUUUGAUAAGGUGCCUUUAAUUUGGGAUACUUUUAAAAGAUACUCUGUUAUUGUAAUACUCUUUGAAGAACUUAGAAAUAAAAUUUAUGCUUGAUCCAUUA
This is a messenger RNA of Sorex araneus (European shrew), 1216 nucleotides long. It is a transcript of the gene GNG10, whose product is annotated as G protein subunit gamma 10. Bases 88 to 294 code for a protein of 68 amino acids. Gene Ontology annotation, molecular function: G-protein beta-subunit binding. Gene Ontology annotation, biological process: G protein-coupled receptor signaling pathway. The transcript is spliced from 3 exons. Gene Ontology annotation, cellular component: heterotrimeric G-protein complex. Lineage: Eukaryota; Metazoa; Chordata; Mammalia; Eulipotyphla; Soricidae. The record is from RefSeq and is a predicted model, not a curated record.